GGUAACGCGCGUAAGCCAUGCGCGGGCCAAGCUUUCUCACGUCACAGCCGAAAUAGAGGUCACCAGUUUCCGCCUGCCUUGCGAGGGCUGUUAAACCUCCUCUCUCUUCCUCCUCACUCGGUUCCCGUAACCUACCUGGAAUGCCUGCGUGACAGAUCCUUCACGGUACCUGGUGCCGCCAGUGCUUCUCUAUCAGUGCUGUUGAACAAACCAGAGGACUAACCCGUCAUCGUCGUCGUCAAUCACUGAGACGGAGUUUUUUGGAUUGCCGAACUGGAACACCAUCGUACGGUGAAGCAGUUGCUGCAGCUCCGAGAUGGUGAUCAUCAUGGAAAACAACAACCAUUGUGGUACUUACAAUGGGGCCAAACCUGACGUAUCCUCCCCCAUCGGGGAGUUCUUCAAGGACAGAGGAGUCUUCGUCACCGGUGGGACUGGAUUUCUCGGAAAGAUCCUCAUCGAGAAAAUCUUGAGGUCCUGUCCCGAAGUGAAGAAUGUGUUCGUUCUCCUCCGGAGCAAGGAUGGCAUGAAUCCCAGUGAAAGAAUGCAGGAGCUGCUCAAUGUUCCGGUAUUUGACCGGAUCAAGAAGGAGAACCCGAUGGCUCUGACGAAGCUCGUCCCCGUGGUCGGUGACAUUCUCGUACCAGGAUUGGGACUCAGCAUUUCAGACUUGGCCCUGUUGGUGGACAACGUUACAGUAGUCUUUCACUCCGCAGCUUCUGUCAGAUUUGACGAACCGUUAAGGAAAGCCAUAGAAAUCAACGUUUUAGGAACAAGAAGAGUACUGGAGCUUUGUCACAAGCUGAAAUCCAUAGCCGCGUUUGUUCACGUAUCGACUGCCUACUGUUUCUGCAACAAAGACCACGUCGACGAGAUCGUUUACCCAGAGAAAGUCCACUACCAAAGAGUCAUCGAUGCUUCAGAGUGGAUAGACGAGAAACUUCAAGAGCAGAUCUUGCCACACGUUAUGAGCGGUCGGCCGACAACGUACCACUACACGAAAGCUCUCUGUGAAAGCAUGUUAGUCGAAGAAGGUGGGAACCUCCCAAUCAUCAUUCUAAGACCAUCCAUCGUAACAGCCACGUACAGAGAACCUUUUCCCGGUUGGGUCGACAACACAAAUGGUCCCGCAGGAUUUGUUAUCGCCUCAGGCAAGGGCGUUUUACGGACGAUGAUGAUCCGGCCCAACAGUUCCGCCGACAUCUACCCGGUCGACAUGGUUGCCAACAUGAUGAUAGUCAGUGCGUGGCACGCCUGGAAAGUGGGACUCGCCUCCCAACUGGUCAUCAACUGCACCACGGGUCCAAUGCGACGGAUAACGUGGGAGCAAAUCUUCGACUACUCAAAGCCCAUUGUGCUCAAGUACCCCAGCUACGAACUGUUCCGGUACCCUGGUGGAAGCUUCAAGACGUCCCGUUUUUGGCACAACGUAGCCAUGCAACUCGAUCACAACCUGCCUGCUAUAGUAGUCGACACAGUUUUCUUCCUCACUGGACAGAAGCCUUUCCUCAGGGACAUUUACAAAAGAAUUCAUCGAGCUCUGGGUAUUCUCGAGUUCUUCGUCCUCCACGAGUGGACCUUUGCGGUGGACAACCUCAAGAUGCUACAAGCGGAACUUAAAGGCAGCGAUAGAAAAGCGUUUGACUUCGAUAUCCGUACCGUCGACUGGGUGCCCUAUCUGGAGCACUACGUACAGGGAGUGCGGAGGUACGUCCUCAAGGAAGAUCCCGCAACUAUACCCAGUGCCAAGAAGAAACUCUCUGCGAUUUGGUAUGGCACAGCACUAGGUCAAAUUCUCUUCAUCGCGGGUACCCUACGUCUUCUCGUGAAGCACACACAGACUUUCAACGACCUCUGGUGGAAUUUGGUGUCUCAACUGUUGAACAUUUAUGUCCGUGUCGUCAUAGCCCUGCGGUCCCACUAGAAACAGCUGACUCCCUCCACCUACGAUGAAGAUCAAUGCUAAUGAACAGCGUAAUGCUUCCGCCCCAAGGAGAGCGUCCCUGCUUGCGGACACCUGAGUGUUGCCCUCGUGGACCGAGGUCUCGCAACAGCAUGGCGGCACUUUCCACGGCAGUCUCCAAGGUGCACGAAACAGUGACUGAAACAAACCGGCCAUUAUUUCCAUACUUGGCUAAUUUUAUAUUGUUGUGCGCGAGCAUUCCCUGCUGCGCGACUAGUACUUGAGGUUUUAACUUGUGCAUUCUGUUGUAACAUGCUAUUGCAGCCUCAAUCCAGAUGGUUGUACAUAUUUCAUACCGACCAGUGUAAAUAUUGCAUGAAAGUGUAAGAUGCCUGCAGUUCAAUAAAUCUUUUUGAUGUGUGCAAAA
Ornithodoros turicata is the source of this 2330-nucleotide messenger RNA. Its product is annotated as putative fatty acyl-CoA reductase CG5065. The record is from RefSeq and is a predicted model, not a curated record. Gene Ontology annotation, molecular function: alcohol-forming very long-chain fatty acyl-CoA reductase (NADP+) activity. Gene Ontology annotation, biological process: long-chain fatty-acyl-CoA metabolic process. Bases 317 to 1924 code for a protein of 535 amino acids. Gene Ontology annotation, cellular component: peroxisome. Lineage: Eukaryota; Metazoa; Arthropoda; Arachnida; Ixodida; Argasidae. The transcript has 12 exons.